This is a messenger RNA of Soboliphyme baturini, 429 nucleotides long. The record is from the annotation of a GenBank genome assembly. Lineage: Eukaryota; Metazoa; Nematoda; Enoplea; Dioctophymatida; Soboliphymatidae.
ACUACGUUUCGCAGUUACACCACCGAAAUACUGGCCAAUGACUUGAAAGCUUUAGGACUGUCUGAUGUCAAGCAUGGUGGAACUCAUUCAGUUGCCUCGUUGCGGAGCAUCUGGAAGUCGUUAACACCCAAUGCAAAAUCCGCCUUCUUGCAGCUGAUUUCAUUGGUACUGACUGACGAUGCUUCUGCCAGUUCGUCCGGUGUCACCUUUUGGGUGUGGUACCGAUCGUGUUUAGACGAGUUUGUGGUCUCCAGCGAGUUGGCUCUUCGUCAGCAUUUGCGUGAAUUCACUGAUCACCACAUGGUUUCCAAAAAGACAGGUUUGGACGGAGCCGAGAUUCUAACGUUGAACAUCGACCGGCAUCUGCUUGCUGAAUUUUUCGCUCAAGACGAUAUAAACAUCAACAUUCCGGGCCUCUCGCCUCAAUAA